Messenger RNA from Striga hermonthica, 1092 nucleotides. Lineage: Eukaryota; Viridiplantae; Streptophyta; Magnoliopsida; Lamiales; Orobanchaceae. The record is from the annotation of a GenBank genome assembly.
AUGAAUUCCACCGCCGGCUCGCGGCGGCGCACCACCACCACAACACCCCUAUUCAUCUUUUCAGCUCUCGUUCUCUUCCUUCUCGCCUCUCAGAUCCCAGGCGCCGCCGCGCGCGUCCGUGUGCUGAGCAACUACCGAUUUCCGAACCCCAAUCUCCGGCGGGCCUACAUUGCCCUUCAGGCGUUGAAGAACUCCAUCCACUCAGAUCCGCAGAACAUCACCCACAGCUGGAAUAGCUCCAAUGUGUGCUCCUACGAGGGUGUCUUCUGUGCUCCCUCGCCGGCGAAUAGAUCCCUCACGGUGGUCGCCGGAAUCGACCUGAACCACGCAGACAUCGCCGGCUCACUGCCGACGGAGCUCGGACUGCUCACGGAUCUGGCGUUGUUCCACCUCAAUUCCAACAGAUUCUGCGGCGUCGUCCCCAAAACCUUGGCCAGGCUCCGUCUACUAUUCGAGCUCGACCUUAGCAACAACCGAUUCGUGGGCGGUUUUCCGAGGGUGCUGCUGAAUCUGCCGUCGCUCAAGUUCCUGGAUCUCCGGUUCAACGAGUUCGAGGGCCCUGUGCCGCCGGAGGUCUUCGACAAGGACCUCGAUGCUGUUUUCCUGAACCACAACCGGUUCCAGUUCAGCCUGCCGCCAAACCUGGGCAACUCGCCGGUUUCGGUUUUGGUCCUGGCGAGCAAUAACUUUGGCGGUUGUAUCCCGGCCAGCAUUGGGAGGAUGGGCGGCACAUUGAACGAGCUGAUUCUGAUGAACGACAAUCUGACGGACUGCCUGACGCCGCAGAUUGGGAACCUGACUGAGCUGACGGUGUUGGACGUGAGCUUCAAUAGACUGAGGGGGCCGCUGCCGGGGGAGAUUCGGCGAAUGAGGAGGCUGGAGCAGCUGAACGUGGCGCACAACCGGCUGACGGGGGUGGUGCCGGGUGACAUUUGCCAGCUGCCGCGGCUGGAGAAUUUCACCUACUCGUACAACUACUUCACGGGGCAGGUCUCAGUGUGGUGGGGGUGGCGGAAGGAGCGUGAGGCGUGGGCCGAGAAGGAGGCCGCCGGUGGGGAGACCUCCGUCCCCAAGGCCGUCUCUGUCUCCUAG